GGGCCACUUUACUAUCUGUAUAUGUCACUUUUGAGCACGUUUUCGACGAACAGCUUCAAUAUUUUGGCUGGAAUCAAUGGCGCGGAAGUCAGCCAAGCGUUGAUCAUCGCCGUCUCUGUCAUCCUGAACGAUCUCCUGUUUCUUCCCUGGCCGCUGGACUUCAGAAUACCUCUGCAUUUGCUUGGCGGCCGUGCUGAGGUUGAGAUAGGCGGUGUUUGGAGUGCUGGAAUGGCUUAUGGAAGCCGUGAAUUGGUCGAGCGCCAUCUGUUCAGUCUAUACUUCAUGCUGCCACUGGUAGCGGUCUGUGCCGGCUUCUUGUACCACAAUUGGUACCCUGCGCGUGCCUUUCCUGGCGACACGCUGUGUUAUGUCACCGGAAUGGCAUUUGCAGUGGUUGGGAUCCAAGCCCACUUUUCGAAGACACUGCUGCUGUUUUUCAUUCCCCAGAUCUUCAACUUCUUGCUCUCUUGCCCGCAGCUCUUUGGACUUGUCCCCUGUCCGCGACACCGGGUUCCAAGGGUUGAUCAUGCGACGAACCUGCUGCACCCCUCGAAAGCCAUGUUCCUGCAGCCGCCAAGCGCAUUGUCAACUGCAGUGCUCAAGAUCCUUGCUGCAGUCGGCCUGACCGAAUUGACGGUGCAUCCUGGGAGUGGCAACAUUCUCGAAGCCAACAACUUGACCAUUCUCAAUUGGUUUUUAUUACGGCUCGGGCCGAUGUCCGAGAAAAGUCUCGUCAAAGUCUUGAUGUACUCUCAGGUCUGCGGGAGCGUGAUUGCCUUUGCCGUACGGUACGGCCUGGCGGGGCUUGUGUUUGACGGCAAUCGACGGUAAAGACCCGGCUAAUGAGAUGGCCCGAGGUGGAUGCCAUCCGUAAACAGACGGAACGGAGCGAGACCUUCUUUUUAUCUCCGCUCCCGAAUGCGGGGGUAGACGGGGCUCCGGGUAGGUAAUUCGUAGAGCACAGGGUCUUGAACUCUCCACCACACAACUAUCAUGUCCAGAGAACGCAUCGCAUUUGCUGAGGAAGUUGCCCGGGUCGAACAGUGGUGGAAGAACCCCCGCUUCGCUCGAGUGAAGCGCCCGUACUCAGCUGCCGACGUCGUUGCUAAGCGGGGGACUCUCCCAAUCGAGUACCCAUCCAACGUUCAAGCGAAGAAACUGUGGUCUCUCUUGAGCGAGCAUGCUAAACAGGGCACGCCCUCACAUACCUAUGGCGCGUCAGUCUUCGAGCUCGUGGUCCACAACAUCACACUCACCGCUUGCAGAUUGGACCCUGUCCAGGUGACCCAGAUGGCCAAAUACCUCGAGACGGUCUAUGUCUCUGGGUGGCAGUCAUCCAGCACGGCAUCCAGCACCAACGAACCCGGCCCCGAUCUCGCUGAUUACCCAUCUAACACGGUCCCCAACAAGGUCGAGCACCUCUUCAUGGCCCAGCUGUUCCACGACCGGAAGCAACGCGAGGCGAGGGCCAACAUGUCCGAUGCCGAACUCGCCAGUGCUCCUGCUCCCGUCGACUAUCUCCGACCGCUGGUCGCUGAUGCAGACACUGGCCACGGUGGACUGACAGCAGUCAUGAAGCUCGCUAAGAUGUUCGUGGAGAAGGGCGCUGCCGGAAUUCACGUGGAAGAUCAAGCCCCGGGAACCAAGAAAUGCGGCCACAUGGCCGGAAAGGUUCUGGUCCCCAUUCAGGAGCACAUCAACCGUCUCGUUGCGAUCCGGUUGCAGUUCGACAUCAUGGGCGUGGACAACCUGGCCAUCGCCCGGACAGAUUCCGAGGCCGCUACGCUCAUCACUUCCAACAUCGACGAUCGCGACCAUGCAUACAUUCUCGGUGCAACCAAGCAGGGCCAGGAGCCUCUGCAGAAAGUGAUGACCGAUGCGGAGAGAGCUGGAAAGGUCGGCGACGAGCUCCAGCGUAUCGAAGACGAAUGGGUAGCCGCGGCCGGUCUCCAACUGUUCUCGACGGCCCUUGCCGUCGCGCUCUCCCAACAAGGCGUGUCGGCGGGAACGGUUGACCGCUUUGUGGCGCGCGUCGCACGAUCGUCGUACCCAGAGGCGGUGGCAAUCGCUCAACGGGAGUAUGGUCUUCGCAGCGUGCCGUACUGGAACUGGGACAGCCCUCGGACCCGAGAGGGAUACUACCGGUACCAAGGCGGGACGGAGUGUGCGAUCAUGCGUUCGAUCGAGUACGCGCCGUACGCGGAUUUGUUGUGGAUGGAGACGAAAAAGCCUAUCUUGGAACAGGCGCGACAGUUCGCGACUGGCGUGCACGCAGCACAUCCGGGCCACUGGCUUGCAUACAACUUGAGUCCGUCGUUCAACUGGGAUGCGGCUGGACUGGGAGACAAGGACAUGGAGUCGUACGUCUGGCAAUUGGGAGCACUCGGCUUCGUGUGGCAGUUCAUCACGCUCGGAGGCCUGCACUCGAACGCGUACAUCUCGGAUCUGUUUGCGAAGAACUACGCAAAGACCGGCAUGAAGGCGUACGUGGAGCUUGUGCAGCGGAAGGAGCGCGAUCUGGGCACAGACGUGCUCACACACCAGAAGUGGAGCGGUGCGGACUAUGCGGACAACUUGAUCAAAACGGUGACAGGAGGUGUUUCAUCGACGUCGGCCAUGGGAAAGGGUGUCACGGAGGCUCAGUUCACGGCCAAGUUGUAGUACUUAGACGAGUAGAGGAAAGAUUGUUCAAUGUAUGCAUCACAUCACUAGCAAUUUCAUGUCACAUGGCUCCUUCACGUGCUCACGCACGG
Mycena citricolor is the source of this 2753-nucleotide messenger RNA. The record is from the annotation of a GenBank genome assembly. Lineage: Eukaryota; Fungi; Basidiomycota; Agaricomycetes; Agaricales; Mycenaceae.